Cercopithifilaria johnstoni is the source of this 2295-nucleotide messenger RNA. The record is from the annotation of a GenBank genome assembly. Lineage: Eukaryota; Metazoa; Nematoda; Chromadorea; Rhabditida; Onchocercidae.
AUGGGCGGACAUGAUUCAGAGUUUUUUGUGGAAUUCAGUCGAAAACAAACACUCGAUCGACGUCGUGAAUCAUCUCGGUUUGCUGCGCGUGAUCGACGUGGCAAAGAAGCAGAUAUCUUUACCGAUCUGAAAGUAGUGGUGCCAAUUGUUGAUGAAGCAACCGUCACACAUGUAGAUCGGAUCGCUUUAUUAAGGGUUGCAUUAACUCUUUGCCGAUUGCGAAAAGUUGCUACGAAAUUUCUGAAAACUAAUCUUAAUGAGGAGAAUGAAUGUUUAUGGUCUGAAACAACAUUGCUAGAGUGUUUAGAUGGUUUUUUGGCUAUAGUUGAUUUAGACGGCAUCAUUCUAUACGUUAGUGAAAGUGUUUCCAUCUACCUCGGACUUACACAAACUGACCUUACGGGACGUUCACUGAAAGAAUUUAUUCAUACCAGUGAUUACGAUGAAUACAUUAGCUAUGAUACUGGAAGUGUGGUCGAUCACGGAUGCGGUCGAGUAUACACGCUACGAAUGAAAUCAGUGAUUAGUCCACGAGGCAGAAACCUAAAUCUCAAAAAUGCGCUAUUUAAACCAAUAAUUUGCCAUAUUCGUUCACUAUCCGCCGAGAAUGGACGUGUUCGUAUCAUACAAGCUAGUGCACAACCAGCUGGACAGGGUAAUAGCGUUUUUAUAGCUUCAAGAGGUACGGAGGUACAGAAUGGCACUUACAUGACGCGGCAUACUUAUGAUAUGAAAUUUUCAUAUGUCAGUGAAAGUUUCAACUAUAUUCUUCGGCAUGAAGCACGUUCCUUAAUGGGUACCUCGUUUUACAAUUUGGUCCAUCCGGCCGAUCUUGACGUGGUGGUUAUUUCGAUACGUGAAAUGCUCACAAAAGGUCACACACGGACACCGUACUAUCGUUUGAUUGGCCUCAAUAAAUCAGUAUUAUGGGUACAGACGGAAGCGACUACCAUUAAUAAUACGACAAAAGGGCAAAAAGGACAAUAUAUCAUCUGUGUACACCAGUUAAUUGGUACCCAAAGUGAACGAGAUUCGUUUAUAAACGGAAAGAACAGUGCAGCAUUAUGUCCAGCGUCAAUGCAAAUAAAACAAGAAAUGACAGAGGGUUCAGAAACAAUAAAGAGCAGUUACAAUGAAGUAUUACAGUGGCUUUUUCGUGCUCAACAACGUAGCAAAUCUCCAUCAGGAACAUUGCUUUUCCGUGCUGAAAGCAAUAAAGAUCGUAACGAAUAUAACUGCGAGUCAAGAAGAUAUACGGCGACACGAGUUGAAACCAUCAACUAUGGUACUAAAAACGGUAUCUCGGUAUCGGGUACCAACGAUUAUGUUCGUGGAAACACUCCGAACAUUUCAUUUCUACAUAACGGAAAUGGAGGAAGUGAAUUCAAUCCACUUGCUACUGAAAUUGAUCGAUGUCGAUUACGAGCAAAUGCUAUACGAGCAAACUGUAGCGGGGGGACAGCUAAUGUAAAUACACGUGAUUGCAGUAAUCAUUGCUUUCAAGCUGAUUUCUCAGAAUCCCCAGCAGCAACUAUUUUUAACACUGUACGGUUAUCUGCGGUUUCCGCAAAUGAUACAAUUGGCGAUGGGGCAACAAAUGUGACUGGAACCGAACGAAGCCAAGGCAAUAUGUUCUCCACUUUAUCUACUACUGGUACUCAGUGUUCUCGUUCCUUGACUUGUUAUGAUCCUUAUCUUAGCAACAGUUUUACUACUUCUGCGGCGACCUCUUCUAAUACCAUAUUUGCUUCCAACAAUAAUUCCAUCCAUACACAAUCAAAUCCAUCCGCAAGUCCGGUGAACUGUGUUAGAGAAAUUCCACGAGCCGCUCAUAAUAAAGAAAAUGGCGAUAGUGAUACAAUAGAAAGUACUGAUGACUGGCAGAUGUUUGCACCGUUUGUGGCUCAUGACGAUGUGAUGCAACUAUCAACAGAUUUGCAAGGACUUUUACCGGAAUUCAGCUUUGUUGAUUGGAUACCGUCAGAUCCAGCGCCACUACCAAGUUUGCCUGCCGAAGAAAGGGGUGUGACAUUACUAGGGAAUGUACCGAUACCGAUGCAAAUGACAUUUGAACGAUCGAAUGUAUAUGCAAAUUCCAGCAUUUCGCUUCUUGCAAAACCAAAUCCUUUUAGUCUUACGGCGACUUCGUGGCGCCAAUUGCAGCAGCAAUAUCAGCAAUGCCAUCACGAAAAUAUGAAUGGUGGAGCAGCAGAAGCUGCAACUCCAUGGUUGGAAGUAGAACUUGCAGCAACAUGUACUCGAUCGAAUGAUCGUUCAGUUGGGUUAUUCCGUUGA